This is a messenger RNA of Saccoglossus kowalevskii, 623 nucleotides long. Its product is annotated as protein SPO16 homolog. Gene Ontology annotation, biological process: synaptonemal complex assembly; reciprocal meiotic recombination. Lineage: Eukaryota; Metazoa; Hemichordata; Enteropneusta; Harrimaniidae. Gene Ontology annotation, cellular component: chromosome. The record is from RefSeq and is a predicted model, not a curated record.
CAAAAGCUUGGUGCUGGGUUUGGAUUUAGACCACUAACGGAUAUAUUUUGUUCAUUCUCGAAGGUGAGUAUGGCGGAUUCUAGUGAUGAUGUGAACAGAAGUGCUGCAUGGCCAGUUAUUUUAAAUUGCUCAUUCAGGAGGGUGAAAUUGCAAGACUGCUACAGAAUCACAAAGUUAGAGUUUCUGAGAACACUAUACAAGAUACUUGCAUCUUUCCACUGUCAUCAGUAGCGUUUAUGAUCGUAAAAUUGAAUGAAGCAACAACUAUCUGGCCACCAAACACCCCGUGGAAACUACAGCCAGAUUUAGUAGAAAGAAUUGAAAGAUUUAAUACAGUUCAUCGCCAUGGUCACUUAGUAUUAAUGGCUACCUUGUUUGGGCCUCAUGAAUUGUCAGUUUUCACAGCAGUCCAAGAAAGAUUUAUGAAUACUAAACUAUCAAUACUGCCAGCUCACAACACCAAUGAAGCUGUAGAUAACAUGUUGACAGUUGCAAAGAGUGGUUGUGCUACACUGAGUAAGAUUGCCAACGCUACCAGGGAAGAAUUAUUGGACUGUAGUUUAGACUCCGCCACUGUUCAACACAUCCUGCAGUUUUUUGCCAAGGAUUGCAUAUUGCUGUAA